Molecule: messenger RNA, 577 nt
Organism: Trifolium pratense (red clover)
Lineage: Eukaryota; Viridiplantae; Streptophyta; Magnoliopsida; Fabales; Fabaceae
Product: calcium-binding protein KRP1-like
Exons: 1
Coding region: 108-464 (118 amino acids)
Molecular function (GO): calcium ion binding
Source: RefSeq, a predicted model, not a curated record
UUAAUUUACCAUAACAAAUCAUUGUCCUCAUUAUUACUAUAGAACAAGUGUUCAAAGCUGUUUUUAUUUUCUCUUAGUGUAGUGUUGCAUAAUUGCAUUGAGCAAUAAUGGCAUCAAAUUCGAAGAAGAAUGGUGCAUCAGUUGUUUUUGAAGACUACUUCCCUUCAAUGAUGGAGAAACUAGGAAGUGAAGGGUUUAUGAAGGAAUUGACAAAUGGUUUUAAUGUGUUGAUGGAUAGAGAGAAGAAAGUGAUAACAUUUGAGAGCUUGAAGAGGAACUCUGCAUUACUUGGGUUGGAAGGUAUGAGUGAUGAAGAGAUUAUAUGCAUGCUUAGAGAAGGUGAUCUUGAUGGAGAUGGAGCUCUUGAUGAGAUGGAGUUUUGCACCCUCAUGUUUAGGUUGAGUCCUGCUUUGAUGAAUGACUCUAAGCAACUUUUGGAAGAAGCUAUUUUCACUGGCAUUUGACUUUACUUUUGUUAAUGUCCUUUUAAUUAGCCUCUAAGUUCCCUCUCUUGUAUUCCUAAGGUGCUUCCUUUUUGGUGUGUCUCUAAUUCAACAAUGGACUGGUCUUUUUGUUA